Schizophyllum commune H4-8 is the source of this 1087-nucleotide messenger RNA. RefSeq lists its product as uncharacterized. The coding region runs from base 187 to 1044 and encodes 285 amino acids. Lineage: Eukaryota; Fungi; Basidiomycota; Agaricomycetes; Agaricales; Schizophyllaceae. The record is from RefSeq and is a predicted model, not a curated record. The transcript is spliced from 5 exons.
CCUUCGCUCCUGCCAUCACCGACGUGUCGCGGACCGCGGAUAUACAUAUCAGGCGAUCCCCCCACAUCUCCUCGCCCUCGGCACGCCUUCUCGAAGUAGCCUGUGUCGAGUCUUGAACCAGCUUGCGUCGUGCCCUUCAAGUCAACCGUCAAGCCUCGGAAGCGGCCCGCGAUGCCCACGACAACAAUGACCGCGACCACCGCGCACGUUCUACGCCCCGUCGCCGACGCGCUCGUCUUCCUCACCAACACGACCGUGCACCCGACGCUGUUCCCCUACCUCUGGGGCCCCACGCUGCACGCUGCAAGGAUAUCCAUAGCAUACCAAACGAAUGCGCGGAAGCAGCCGGGGUAUGCGCGGAUGCCUUGGGCAACGUACAUCGCGGGAUAUCUGAUCAUGUGCUGGGGCGGCACACUCACCGCACACUUCCUCUGCGGCCUUCCUCCCCCACAGCUAUACUCCUUUCACCCGUACAUUAACUACGUAGCGGUACACGUCGCGCUCACCCUGCUAUUCUCCGUCUUCCCCCAGCUUCUCACCCACCCCAAACUCCUCGACACCGCCCUCCUCCCCAUCGACGCCUCCAUGCGCACGAACGCCGUCACCGGCGCGCUCGCCCUCCUCCAGCACCCUCGCACCGCCCCCGAGCUCGUCACCUCCCCGCUCUUCCACCUCAUCCUCGGCGCCGCGGGCUCAGCCGGCGGCGGAGUCCUUGCUGGAACCUUCAACCUCUGGUCGGCGGACUGGCAGUUUAGCACUCCCGUGUUCCUCCGUGGUGGCGGCGCAAUGGCGACGCUCGACCUCUGGGGCGGGUCGGUUGUCGCCGCCGUAUACAGCACCUUCUCCCUACACCCAGCCUUCGCGCCGGUUUUCGUAGGCCUGGUAGAGCAAGGUCUUGUCGCGAAAGACCUUACACUGAGCACGCUCGGCGCUCGCGCGAUGGGCGCGCUGUCAUUCUUGGCGCUCUUCGGCUCGCGCGUGUGGUAUACUCAUUACAGCUUGCCGGCCGCCCCGCAGACGGCGCCAGCGAAGAAGAGACAGUAGUAUCCUCAAUGCCACACAAUUUGAUCAUGCCACAGCUUCCCUG